Messenger RNA from Populus trichocarpa (black cottonwood), 1788 nucleotides. Its product is annotated as probable pectate lyase P59. NCBI's taxonomy places the organism in Eukaryota, Viridiplantae, Streptophyta, Magnoliopsida, Malpighiales, Salicaceae. The coding region runs from base 210 to 1634 and encodes 474 amino acids. The record is from RefSeq and is a predicted model, not a curated record. The transcript has 4 exons. Gene Ontology annotation, molecular function: pectate lyase activity.
UUCAUAAAGCCAAAACCAAGACAUGAAGAUAGCUUAAAGAUUCACCUAGGUUCCAUUUUUUCUGGUCUAGUUCGGUCUGAACCCAUACAAGAAUUUGCGAGCCCACCGCGCCAUCCGGUUCAACCGUAGACCUUUGCCUAUUACGGACCUAGGUCCAAUACCACUUACGGUCAUAACCUGUUAACUUUCAACUAUACAUACAAAGCAAAAUGGCAGUGGGUAAGGCCAAGCUGAUCUUUGCUAUUACUCUUGCGACAUUGAUUCCUGGGCUGUUGGCAGACAUUGCCUUCUUCGACGAAGUGUGGCAAAAACGAGCAGAGGAAGCAAAGAAAGUGACCUUGAACUCCUACAUACCCAACCCGGAAGAUGCAACCGAUGAUUUUAACUUUGAAGUUAACAAAUACGCUCUUGCAAGAAACAGCAGUUUAAAACCAGACAUUGUUGAUGAUUUUGGGAGCGCAAACAGCACUCUUGUGGACUUCGAUGAUGAUCGUAAUGAUGCUGGCUUUGAACUGCACGCAAAUAGCACUAGAAGGAACCUGAAGCAAGGAAAGAAAAAAUACCUAGGUCCAUGCAAGGUGACGAACCCAAUUGACAAGUGCUGGAGGUGCAGGAGGAACUGGGCAAGAAACCGUAAGCGUCUGGCAAAAUGUGCACUUGGUUUUGGGCGUAGGGCAACUGGAGGAUUGAAAGGAAGGGUAUAUGUGGUUACUGAAAAUUCGGACGACGAUGUCAUGAACCCAAAACCAGGGACUUUGCGACAUGCUGUGAUCCAAAAGGGGCCAUUGUGGAUCAUAUUUUCAAAGAACAUGAACAUUAGGUUGUCGAAAGAGCUGAUUAUGACUAGCCAUAAGACGAUUGAUGGGCGUGGACACCAUAUACACAUUGCUUAUGGUGCUGGAAUCACAAUACAAUUCAUCCAGAACGUAAUCAUUCAUGGAAUUCGGAUCCAUCACAUUGUUGCUACUAGCGGUGGCAAUAUUAGGGAUUCUGUGGAGCACUAUGGGAUCAGGACCAACAGUGAUGGGGAUGGAAUUUCCAUCUUCGGAUCCAGCAAUAUUUGGAUCGAUCACGUUUCCAUGUCUCGCUGCACCGAUGGUCUCAUUGAUGCAAUUAUGGGAUCCACAGCAAUAACCAUUUCAAAUUCCCACUUCACCCACCACAACGAUGCCAUCUUGUUGGGUGCAAGUGACAGCUUCUCAGGCGAUGAGCUUAUGCAAGUCACGGUUGCGUUCAACCAUUUUGGUCAGGGACUGGUACAGAGAAUGCCAAGAUGCCGAUGGGGUUUCUUCCACGUUGUUAACAAUGACUACACUCACUGGCGCAUGUAUGCUAUUGGUGGUAGCAAACACCCUACCAUUAUCAGCCAGGGUAACCGCUUCAUCGCACCACCUGAACUUCAUCUGAAACAGGUGACGAAGAGGGACUAUGCGACGGAAUCUGAAUGGAAAACAUGGACAUGGAGAUCAGAGAAUGAUCUAAUGAUGAAUGGAGCCUUCUUCAUUGAAUCAGGCAAACCUAGAACCAAGAGACCUCAUAAGAAGUUCAUGAUCACAGCCAAACCCGGUUCCCUUGCUACAAGAAUGACACUCUUUGCUGGGGCACUUGAUUGCAAAUCGGGUAGAAAAUGUUAAGAAAAUAAUUUCCUACCACCUGUGGAACCUUCAACUUAACCACCAAGGACAUGUGAAUGAGAACAAUUUUAACGUUGCUUUUCUUGUUGUUUUUUAAUUUAUUUAUUAUUUAUCUUUUAAUGAUGAUGCUGCUGCUGCUUGUUCGUGCCUUUUA